This is a messenger RNA of Brenthis ino (lesser marbled fritillary), 1485 nucleotides long. Lineage: Eukaryota; Metazoa; Arthropoda; Insecta; Lepidoptera; Nymphalidae. The record is from the annotation of a GenBank genome assembly.
AUGUCCGGGAGCAAUGAUAAAGUGUCGACUACGCAGCGUAUGAUCCAAAGUGUCGCUUUCCCUCCUAGCCACAAGCUUACUGUAUCUGAAGUAUUCGAUGAAAAAACUGGAAAACCUCUACCAGAUGUACUGAAGCAACACUUUAUCUUAGAGGGUCGAAUCGAAGAAAAUGCAGCUUUACGAAUCAUCCAAGAUGGUGCCACCUUAUUACGAUCUGAAAAAACUAUGAUCGAGAUUGAUUCACCGGUGACCGUCUGCGGAGACGUCCAUGGCCAAUUUUACGAUUUGAUGAAAUUGUUUGAAGUGGGAGGCUCACCCUCAUGCACCAAGUAUUUAUUCUUAGGUGAUUAUGUCGACCGAGGUUAUUUUAGUAUAGAAUGUGUUCUCUACCUCUGGGCUUUGAAAUUGUGCUAUCCGAAGACAUUAUUUCUAUUACGCGGUAAUCAUGAAUGCCGACAUUUGACAGAAUAUUUUACUUUCAAACAAGAAUGCAAAAUUAAGUAUUCUGAAAAAGUGUAUGAUUCAUGUAUGGAUGCCUUUGACUGCUUACCUCUUGCUGCUCUUAUGAAUCAGCAGUUCCUAUGUGUACAUGGAGGUCUUUCUCCCGAGAUUACCAGCUUAGAUGAUAUUCGUAAACUAGAUAGAUUCAAAGAACCACCUGCAUUUGGAGCAAUGUGUGAUCUGCUAUGGUCUGAUCCUCUUGAAGAUUUUGGAAAUGAAAAAAAUGCAGAACAUUUUUCGCACAACUCUGUUAGAGGUUGCUCAUACUUUUACAGCUAUGCUGCUUGCUGUGACUUUCUACAGAGAAACAAUUUAUUAUCAAUCAUCCGUGCCCAUGAGGCACAAGAUGCUGGCUAUCGAAUGUAUCGUAAAAGCCAAACUACUGGGUUCCCAAGUCUUAUUACCAUUUUCUCUGCCCCAAAUUACUUGGAUGUCUACAACAAUAAGGCUGCUGUUUUAAAAUAUGAGAAUAAUGUGAUGAACAUUCGACAAUUUAAUUGUUCUCCUCAUCCAUACUGGCUACCAAACUUUAUGGAUGUUUUUACCUGGUCACUUCCAUUUGUAGGUGAAAAAGUGACAGAGAUGUUGGUUAAUGUCUUAAAUAUUUGCUCUGAUGAUGAGUUAAUGUCAGAAGGAGAUGAUGCAUUGGAGGAAGCUAAUCUCAGGAAAGAAGUUAUUCGUAAUAAAAUCCGUGCUAUUGGAAAAAUGGCGCAUGUCUUUUCAGUACUACGUGAGGAAAGUGAGUCUGUCUUGCAGCUCAAGGGGCUCACCCCUACUGGUGCUCUACCCUUGGGUGCAUUAUCCGGUGGCAAAACAUCUCUCAAAAAUGCUCUACAAGGAUUUUCACCCAACCAUAAGAUCACCUCCUUUGCUGAGGCAAAAGGCUUAGAUGCUAUCAAUGAGAGGAUGCCACCACGUAGAGAUGGGCAGCGUACUCCAGAUGCACAAGACAAAAAGCCUCAUGUCAACAGCAAUGCACACUCG